AUGUUUUUAAGAAUUUUCCAUCACUGUCAUAGUAUCCUAGAAAUGUACCCCACUACAACACGUCGGGGCCUACACCAGUACUACAUACAGAACGCGAAAUUCACCUACCAACAAAACACUUAUCUCAAGGGUAUUCCGCCAGGCGCCAUGAAUUUCAAUCGAAGUGGACAAUCACAGAGCCCGCCGGCAGCGCAGCAGCAGCAGUACGACCAGCGGCAGAAAAUGUCGAUGCUCCCGCCGCAGUUCCAGAACCUCACACCGCAGCAGCUCCAGGAAUUGAAAAAACAGCCCCAGUUCCAGAACAUGCUCCGCCAGUACUUCCAGCGGCAGCAGCUCAUGCAGCAGCAGGCCAUGCAAGGCAUGAACCUUGCCCGCGAGGGGACCCAGGGCGGCACCGGCACCAUGAACGCAAAUAUGGCCACAAACAUCAACACGCAGAACGCCAGUGCUAAUGCCAUGAACCCAGGCAUGGCGGCAGCAGGAAUGCCCAUGGGCGCGGCGGGGAUGAAUUCAGCGAUGAAUCCGGCAAUCAACCCGGGAAUGGGCGCCUCGUUGGGGCUGGCUAUGAACCCAGCCAUGGGCUCUGGUGUAAACCCAAACGUCAACAUGGCGCAGGCCGUGCAGCCGCCCAUGAGCCAGAACUUGGGCCAGGCCAACCAAAUGAGCCACCCGCAGACCGCGCCGAACAUGGGCUCCUCCAUCAACCAGAACAUUCUGAUGAACAUGGCUCUGACCGCCAAUCGAAACUUGGGGCUGCGGGUGCCCAUGCAGCAGAACAACAUGGGCCAGCCCAUGUACAGCCGUGCAGCGCAGAACGCGUACUUGCAGCAGCAGCAGAAGCUUCUGCGGCCCAUGCAGCAGCCGGCCGGUUACGCUCCAUAUGUGGCACGUCAAGACAUGGACAAGGCCCUGGCCAUGGGAAUGCCUGGCGUCUCGGGUGCCAGCCUUGUAGGCGCAGGAGUGGCAGGACCAGGGGCAGCUGGUGCAGGUGCCGUCAGUGGAGCUUUGGCUGGCGUAGGCGGACCUUUGGCCGGAGCCGUCAAUGCAACAGCAGCAGGCGCGGCUGUGCCAGCUCAAUCAAGCGCAUUGACUGGCCCAAUCAACGGAAUCAACGGAGCCAUGGGCGGACAAAUCCAUGGGCCUGCCAACGGUGCCGCGAGCGCGACAAAUGGCGCCGCUUCUGGUACAUCGGGUGGAAACAGGCUCAUCAAGGAGAAGCCGCAGAUUGCUCCCGGGUUCACGCCCGAGGCCGUUGCACGUGUGCCCAUGAAAACACUCCGGUCUGCCUCAGAAUGGUCUGACCGCUUGCGUGAAGCAGGCAAAGACGUACCCUUGGAUGUGCGUGUUUACGAAGACAUCAUCAGGAAGGACGAGCUGUUUCUCCGUCUCUCAGCGUACGAGGCCCAGAAACACAAGGCCAUGUUGGAGAAAAUGGCACUUGACAUCAAAACGUACGGGAUGAUCAAACAGCUGCGUAUGAACGCCAUAAGUGCCCUGGCGAAAAACCAGUACAAUAACAGCAUCUGGGGAGAAGGGUAUCAGGGCUACGGUAACGGCGCCAGCAACACAGCCACGCAGGUGAUUUUACCUCGCCAAAACAAAACAUUCACCAAGGUCCCUGAUCUUCCGUCUACAGACCGCGAGAUGAACGCUCGGCUUUUGCAGAACGCUUCCAAGCCCGCCCAAGUUGUGCCUGUUCGCUUGGAUUUUGACCAGGAAAGAGACCGGUUCAAGCUUCGUGACACCUUUUUGUGGAAUCUUAACGACGACACGUAUCCACUUGAGCACUUUGUACGAACACUUCUAGAGGACUACAAAUUCAUCUCGGAACAGCACAUGCACACGGUGCUAGCGUCUGUCUCCGAACAGAUCAAGGACUUCCGUAAGAUCCCAGAGAAAACUAUGGGAGAAAUCCGUGUGCCUAUCAAGAUCGACCUUAUUAUCAACAACACUCAGUAUGUGGACCAGUUUGAAUGGGACAUUUUGAACUCAAGGGACGGCGAUCCGGAAGAAUUUGCGACGAUCUUAUGCGACGAAAUGAGUUUGCCAGGUGAAUUCGCCACGGCGAUUGCCUUCAGUAUCCGCGAACAGUCCCAACUCUACCACAAGGCGUUGUUUUUAGUUGGGUACAGUUUUGAUGGUUCUGCUAUUCGAGAGGAGGAAAUUCGCUCGCAUAUCCUCCCAGCAUUGCGAGUGCUCAACUCUGAUGACGCAAGCGGUCCUGUCGAGGACUUCAUUAGCACUUUGCGGAACCCGGGAAUCGUGGCCGAUUACUCGCCAUCUCUCAACAAACUCACCCAGCUGGAAGUGGAGAAAGUCGACAAGGAAAUGGAGCGCGAGUCGCGGCGUAGAAGACGCCAUUUCAAUACAGAAAACACCUUCAGCUAUAACGAAAACGGACCCAACCUGUUCUCGUCUGGCAGUGGACGUGGCACUACUUCUAGAAGAAAUGCUCUUCACUCAGGAAGGGGUGUUAAAACGACAUUGCCUGACCUUGGAGAUAUUCCCAAAACAUUCCGUACCCCAAUGCCAUCCAGUGUUCUCCCUGGCGGAAUUGAUUUGGGUGUGCCCGACAUUUAUGGCUAUAACGAGCUAAUAGUCAACCGAACACAGGUGAAAAACCCAGAUUACAAGCAGCCUGCGCCUCCAGGUAUGGUGACAUCAUACCGUGACAGUACAGGCUCUUUCUACGUGAAGAUUCUUCUCCGCCGAGGCAGGAACUAA
Molecule: messenger RNA, 2724 nt
Organism: Clavispora lusitaniae ATCC 42720
Lineage: Eukaryota; Fungi; Ascomycota; Pichiomycetes; Serinales; Metschnikowiaceae
Gene: SNF5
Product: Snf5p
Biological process (GO): positive regulation of pseudohyphal growth by positive regulation of transcription from RNA polymerase II promoter; chromatin remodeling
Cellular component (GO): SWI/SNF complex; nucleus; nuclear chromosome
Molecular function (GO): transcription coregulator activity
Source: RefSeq, a predicted model, not a curated record